This is a messenger RNA of Aureobasidium musti, 1431 nucleotides long. The record is from the annotation of a GenBank genome assembly. Lineage: Eukaryota; Fungi; Ascomycota; Dothideomycetes; Dothideales; Saccotheciaceae.
AUGUUCAAGCUCGCCCGCAGCAGGCAGGCCGCCUCUGCGUUCCAGGCCAUCAAGGUUGGCUCUCCCACCUCACUCAAGAGUCCCGGAUCCCUUGCGACUAACACAACCCUUAAUGCAGAAUGCGNNCCUGUCAAGCAGCAGAGACGCAACCUCUCCAUCCACGAGUACCGCUCCGCCAAGCUCCUCGAGUCCUACGGCAUUGGUGUCCCCAAGGGUGAUGUCGCUCACAAUGCUGCCGAGGCCGAGCAGAUCGCCAAGGGCAUCNCGUAUGCUGAACCCAACACUCGAUCUAUACACACAGGCAAGGGUCACUUCGACAACGGCUUCAAGGGUGGUGUCAGAGUCGUCUACUCGCCCAAGGAGGCCUCAAUCCUCGCCAACGAGAUGAUCGGACACAAGCUCAUCACAAAGCAGACUGGCGAGAAGGGUCGCAUCUGUAACUCGGUCUACAUUGUCGAGCGCAAGUUCGCCCGCCGCGAGUUCUACCUCGCCGUUCUCAUGGACAGAGCCAGCCAGGGCCCCGUAAUUGUUGCUUCCUCCCAGGGUGGUAUGGACAUCGAGGCCGUCGCCAAGGAGAACCCCGAUGCCAUCAUCACCACAAAGGUCGACAUCCACCAGGGCGUCACCGACGAAAUGGCCAAGAACAUCGCUACCCAGCUCGGCUUCUCUCCUCAGUGCAUUGACGAUGCUGCCCAGACCAUCCAGAAGUUGUACAAGGUCUUCAUGGAGAAGGACGCUACUCAGAUUGAGAUCAACCCCCUUUCCGAGACUUCGGACCACCAGGUUCUCUGCAUGGACGCCAAGCUCAACUUCGACGACAACGCCGACUUUAGACAGAAGCAGGUCUUCGAGUGGCGCGACACCACCCAGGAGGACGCUGACGAGGUCAAGGCCGCCGAGUCUGGCUUGAACUUCAUCAAGCUCGACGGUGACAUUGGCUGCCUCGUCAACGGUGCCGGUCUCGCCAUGGCCACCAUGGACAUUAUCAAGCUCAACGGAGGUCAACCCGCCAACUUCCUCGACGUUGGUGGUGGUGCCACUCCCGCUGCCAUCAGAAGUGCCUUCGAGCUCAUUACUAGCGACCCCAAGGUUACUGCCAUCUUUGUCAACAUCUUCGGUGGUAUCGUCCGUUGCGACGCCAUUGCCACUGGUCUCAUCCAGGUUGUUCAGUCCAUGAACCUCAGAAUCCCCAUCAUUGCCCGUCUCCAGGGUACCAACAUGGAAGCCGCCCACAAGCUCAUCAACGAGAGUGGCAUGAAGAUUUUCAGCAUUGAUGACCUCCAGACCGCCGCCGAGAAGGCCGUCCAGUUCUCAAAGGUCGUCAAGAUGGGUAAGUUUUGGCGUUCAUUCAUCUCAGAUGUCAGGUCUCUAACAUAUUCUUUACAGNCCCGUGACAUCGACGUCGGUGUCGAGUUCUCUCUCGGUAUCUAA